Penicillium arizonense is the source of this 1299-nucleotide messenger RNA. RefSeq lists its product as uncharacterized. The transcript is spliced from 2 exons. The coding region runs from base 1 to 1299 and encodes 432 amino acids. NCBI's taxonomy places the organism in Eukaryota, Fungi, Ascomycota, Eurotiomycetes, Eurotiales, Aspergillaceae. The record is from RefSeq and is a predicted model, not a curated record.
AUGAAGAGGAAAUCCGCCUACUUCUGGCUUUUUACAUCCGUUUCUGCCCUUGCGCAGUUACAAACAUUCGUGCCUCCCGGGCAAAAUGGAAUCACCUAUAGCGUCAAUAUACCCCAGGCCACCGCGUCCUCCGGCUCCGGGCCGAUUUUUUUCCAACUGAAGUCCACAAGCGAGCUUCAGUGGUUUGCUUGGGGCCAGGGCUCUAUAAUGCAAGGAGCCAAUAUCUUUGUUGUCUAUGCAUCUAGCGACGGCAAUAAUGUUACUGUCUCCCCGCGACUGGGCGUAGAGCAUGUUAUGCCACUACAUAACCCCGAAGCUCAACUAUCAGUCUUGAAUGGCAGCGGGAUCAGUAAUGGAAUUAUGACCGCAAAUAUCCGAUGCGAUAGCUGUAUCACCUGGCCCGGUGGAAGUGAAGACCUGAGCAGCUCGUCGAGUCCAUGGCUUUGGGCAGUGAAAUAUGGGAGCCCCCUCGACACGAACAGCUUAACUGCAUCUAUUAACAUACACGAUGUCCAGGGAGUUGCAGCUAUAGACCUUCAACAAGCAACCGGUGGCACAUCCAAUAACCCGUUCACAACCUCGGCCAAUACGACUUCCUCUAGUUCAUCGCAUGCGAUUUCGACUGUUAGCAGUGGGAACAUCUAUAUCCCACCAUUCGAUCACCAUGACAUCUGGCGAGGUGCGGGGACUCUGGUUGAUGAAAUCAUUAAGCAGUUACCUCCAAGGCACUACAGCAAAACCAAUACCUGUUGUUCAUUCCCGGCAGAUGCAAUCGUUUGCAGCGUUGGCGGUGGUGGUCUUCUGAACGGUAUUAUCGACGGCCUUGAGAGGCAUUUGCCAGCCUAUCAACCGACAACGCUUCCCAAGAAAGUGGCGAAGAAAGUUCGAGUUCUCGCUGUUGAAACAGCUGGGGCGGACUCGUUGGCGCAUUCGCUACGCAAGGGCUCUUUGCAACCUCUACCUGCGAUUACAUCGCAGGCAAUCACCCUGGGGGCACUAUGCGUGGCACAGCAGACGCUGAAAAACGUGCAAUCCCCCCCGCCCGGUAUCGAAGUCACUAGUAUUGUAGGUACCGACGCUGAUGCUGCGAUGGGAGUUGUGCGGUUGUGUGAUGAGCUGCGGUUGGAGGUCGAGCUGGCUUGCGGAAUAAGUGUCCAAGUUGGGUUGGAUAGGAUAAAGUAUGUCAUGACAGACCUAACACCGGAUAGUCGAGUUGUGAUCAUUGUUUGCGGAGGAAGCGAUAUUACUUCUGAAAUGGUUACGGAUUAUCGCCAGAAGCUUGAGAAUGGUUGGCAAUGA